Messenger RNA from Paralichthys olivaceus (Japanese flounder), 1075 nucleotides. RefSeq names its product serine protease 1. Gene Ontology annotation, molecular function: serine-type endopeptidase activity. Gene Ontology annotation, biological process: proteolysis. Lineage: Eukaryota; Metazoa; Chordata; Actinopteri; Pleuronectiformes; Paralichthyidae. The record is from RefSeq and is a predicted model, not a curated record.
AGGUGGGUGGAGGAAAAAAGGUGAGAGGAGUUUGGGGGGGUGCAUGAAAGUCACAGAUGGGUUAAAGUAUAAAUGCAGUGAGUAACAAAUGAUUCACGUCCAGUCUGAUCGUAGGAAGGCUCGAGGCAGCCACAAGAUGAUUGGCCUGAUUGUUCUCGCACUCUUGGGAGCUGCAGCUGCAGCCCCCACGGAUGACAGGAUUGUAGGCGGCUACGAGUGUGCACAACACUCCCAACCCUGGCAGGUGUCUCUCAAUCUCGGCUACCAUUUUUGUGGCGGCUCCCUCAUCAACGACCAGUGGAUCAUCUCUGCUGCGCACUGCUGGCAAAACCCCUAUGCUCAGAUUGCAGUCGUGGGUGACCACCACAUCUGGAUGUACGAGGGCACGGAGCAGUACAUGUCGGUGGAAGCCAUCUACUGGCACCAGAGUUACGACUACACCACCCUGGACUACGACAUCAUGCUGAUGAAGUUGGCUCACCCCGUCACCGUGAAUGAAUACGUCAGGCCUGUUGCCCUGCCCAAAGCCUGUCCGGUGGCCGGGGACAUGUGCACAGUGUCCGGGUGGGGCAACAUCUACACUGAUCAAGUGUUCAACCCAUUCAACCUCCAGUGUGUGAAAGUCCCCAUUCUGUCCAACGUGGAAUGUGAAGGCUCCUACCCCGGCAUGAUUACCGACCGCAUGGUGUGCGCUGGAUACCUGGAGGGAGGCAAAGAUGCUUGUCAGGGGGACUCUGGUGGUCCUCUGGUGUGUAAUGGAGAGCUGCAUGGUAUCGUUUCUUGGGGCCAGGGCUGCGCUCAGCCUAACUACCCGGGCGUUUACACCAAAGUCUGCUCUCUGAUUCCCUGGAUCGACAGCAUUCUCUCCAUCAACGGCUAGGCUGUGAUCUCUCAUUGCGGAACUACAUGAGAGAGGGGAGACCAGAGAGAGAGAGAGAGAUCGAAGGAGACAGGAGGUGGUGGUGGGUGGUGUCAGAGGGGAGAGCAGCAGAGAGAGGAAACAGUGGGAGAAAGAGAAGGAGAGAGAGAGAUGUGUUCCGUCAGUGCACAGUCAAUAAAAUCUUCCAUUAUAUGA